GCCUGCGGCGGCGCCAUGGGCCUACUGCCGGCUCACCUGCCUCUGCUCUCGGCCGCCUUCCUCCGGAGCGGCCGCCACCCGGCGGCGGAGGCCACGCGGCGCCCGCGGGUUUCCUAUGUGAUUCGAGAUGAAGUGGAGAAGUACAAUCGGAAUGGAGUCAAUGCCCUGCAGCUGGACCCAGCGCUCAACAGACUCUUCACAGCGGGCCGAGACUCCAUCAUAAGAAUAUGGAGUGUCAACCAGCACAAGCAAGACCCAUAUAUAGCAUCUAUGGAGCACCACACAGACUGGGUGAACGAUGUCGUGCUCUGCUGCAAUGGGAAAACGUUAAUAUCUGCUUCCUCUGACACAACGGUCAAAGUAUGGAACGCACACAAAGGGUUCUGCAUGUCCACACUCAGGACACAUAAGGAUUAUGUAAAGGCCUUAGCAUAUGCCAAGGAUAAAGAGCUGGUAGCAUCGGCUGGGUUGGACAGACAAAUAUUCCUUUGGGAUGUGAAUACUCUGACAGCAUUGACUGCCUCAAAUAACACUGUCACAACUUCUUCUUUAAGUGGGAACAAAGAUUCUAUUUAUAGCCUGGCCAUGAACCAACUGGGAACAAUCAUUGUAUCAGGGUCCACUGAGAAGGUUCUAAGAGUGUGGGAUCCAAGAACCUGUGCAAAACUCAUGAAGCUGAAAGGGCACACGGACAACGUGAAGGCUCUGCUGCUGAACAGGGACGGCACGCAGUGCCUCUCUGGGAGUUCAGAUGGGACGAUUCGCCUGUGGUCCCUUGGCCAGCAGAGAUGUAUAGCAACAUACCGAGUCCACGAUGAAGGCGUUUGGGCCCUACAAGUCAACGAUGCCUUCACGCAUGUAUAUUCUGGAGGAAGGGACAGGAAGAUUUACUGCACAGACCUAAGAAACCCUGACAUUCGGGUGCUGAUUUGUGAAGAAAAAGCACCAGUUCUCAAGAUGGAGCUUGACAGAUCAGCAGAUCCCCCUCCUGCAAUCUGGAUUGCAACAACAAAGUCCACAGUAAAUAAGUGGACACUGAAAGGAAUUCAUAAUUUCCGAGCCUCUGGUGAUUAUGACAAUGACUGUACGAAUCCCAUAACACCCCUCUGCACACAGCCCGACCAGGUUAUUAAAGGCGGCGCUAGUAUCAUUCAAUGCCACAUCCUUAAUGAUAAGAGACAUAUAUUAACCAAAGAUACAAAUAACAAUGUGGCGUAUUGGGACGUGUUGAAGGCGUGCAAAGUGGAGGAUUUGGGCAAAGUGGACUUUGAAGACGAAAUUAAGAAAAGAUUUAAAAUGGUGUAUGUUCCAAAUUGGUUCUCAGUAGAUCUAAAAACAGGGAUGCUGACGAUUACUCUGGAUGAAAGUGACUGCUUUGCUGCCUGGGUUUCUGCGAAAGAUGCUGGCUUCAGCAGUCCCGACGGGUCAGACCCAAAAUUGAACUUAGGAGGCCUUCUACUGCAGGCACUUCUGGAGUACUGGCCGAGAACACAUGUGACUCCCAUGGAUGAAGAAGAGAAUGACGUGAACCAUGUGAGUGGGGAGCAGGAGAGCAGAGUCCAGAAGGGAAAUGGGUAUUUCCAAGUGCCCCCCCACACCCCUGUGAUCUUUGGCGAAGCUGGAGGUCGCACACUGUUCAGGCUGCUCUGCCGGGAUUCCGGGGGGGAGACGGAGGCGAUGCUUCUCAAUGAGACGGUACCACAAUGGGUAAUUGACAUCACUGUGGAUGAUAAAUUCCUAGAAGUGGAAUUGCUGGAUCAAAGGAAAAAUAUGCCCAAAUUCAACAAAAUUCCUUUCUACCUCCAACCUCAUGCAUCUUCAGGAGCAAAAACUUUAAAAAAAGACAGACUCUCUGCCAGUGACAUGCUGCAGGUCCGGAAGGUAAUGGAACAUGUCUAUGAGAAGAUCAUCAACCUGGAUAAUGAGUCUCAAACCACUAGUUCUUCUAAUAACGAAAAGCCAGAGCAGGAGAAGGAGGAGGAUAUUGCCGUGUUGGCAGAGGAGAAAAUUGAACUUCUGUGCCAGGACCAGGUUUUGGACCCAAAUAUGGACCUUCGAACAGUAAAGCACUUCAUAUGGAAGAGUGGUGGAGACCUGACACUCCAUUACCGUCAGAAGUCCACGUGAAGGGUGGGCCCAUGCUCCUGGGUUCUUCAUCAACCUUCCGCUGCGACCCCGAGUAGUCCUAGGAAGCCCACCAAGCCCUACCGGGAGCAGGACCUCCACCGGCCGAUCUGGUGAAGUGACUAAUGGAGUUGUAAUAUAGAACCAGGUUCCAUGCAUAGAUUAAGUUGUCCCCAGGGAUUCAGUGCAGGGACAGAAGAGCCCCAGGCACUGUCCUUGGAGAUGUACAGAGAACCUCAGCAGGCCAGUGCAGACUUCGCUGACUCCUUUUGAAGGGCCCGCCCACCUCUGUCUCUUAGCACUUGGUAGGGAACAUCAGUGGGGCCACAUCUGUCACCGUGUUUGAGUUUCAAACCCACGAGUUCUGCAGCUUUUCUAGGUGCAUUCCACUCAUGCAGCACCUGUGAAGGCUUUUUCCAAAUUACAAAAAAAAAAGUUGUCUUCAUCAUGUAAAGUUCUUUUUAAUGGGAAUCAUCACUGUUGCACAAUUCAAGAGCCAGCCCGUUUCAUAAGAAAUGAUUAUCUUGGGCUACUUUUGAAAUACCGAAUCUCAGCUAUGCUCUGUAGGAAGACCUUCUACAACUCCAGGGCCGGGGCGCGGUGCCAAGUACUGCCCCUCAGUAACCUGGCUGCACAAGAGCCCGAGCCGCUGUGCACGGUCCUUCCUCGCGUGCCCGCCGUCUUCCUCACAGGCAGAGCCCGCGGGAACCACAACUCUUGCCCUGGGCGAGCAGCAUGAUACUGUCAAGACGUAAGACCAUGCUGAAGUUCCAUUUCAUUCAAAUGCUACCUAAAGUUUAUGUUAUUUAGAGUAAAAAGAUCUCGGUGAGUUGAUUUGAUAUUUAUAUCGUGGUCCAUGUUUGUUUUUCCAGUUUUAUACGCAGGCUUUUGUUGUACCUGCGUCCAGAUCUUUCCUUGUCUUUCUAACAAUCAAAAGCUUUCAUAGACUCACUUGGAUCUUGUACAGAAUAUUAACUUAUUGGGGAUAAAAACUUCAACUUUGGCAGAAAACACUUUGGACUCUUCCUAAGGUCAUUCUCAAUCAGAUAGAUGAGUGGUCCCCCGACACUCCAGAAGAGGAGCCUUGAACAAAGCCAGAAGCACAAGUGCCUUCAGGGGCAGUUUGUUCCAGUCCAGUCGCCUCCCUGCCGAGUGUGGCCUGCCCCCAGGAGCAGGAGCUGCGGAGGGCUUUUUCUUUUCUACAUCUUCACAGGUUCUGCUGGGGGCUGCUGGUGGGUCCAGGUCCGUCCCUCACAAAUGGAGGCACUGAUCCGCACAGCUGCAGAACAGGGCCCCUCACAGCCGACUGUGGCGCACAGACAUGCCAUGGCGUCCACACCCUCAAGUGAGCAAAGACAUUUCCCAGGCGCUAAGAUGCUCUCCCUUCCUCAGAGCAACUGGCGGCUUUUUUACACAGGUCCUUUUUAUCUGUUGGCCACAACAGCGCACUUUUGGUGCGUAUUUUUAGUGAUGUGUGAGCUAAAGGCAAGGGUGGGGGUGCCCAGCCCUCGGCAGUGUUUGCAGACGGGCUCUGCACGCACAGGCUUCACGGUCACGGCCGGUGCUGAGCCUCAGGCCCUGUGUGCCCACUGUGCCCCUGUGGUGGAUUUCACCCCAGCAUGGUUGUACUUUCCCCCUCUAGACAAAGUCAGUACUAAGUUUCCAGAAAAUUGGACAGUCUGCAAUGCCAAAAGGGUCAGAGUCUGUAUUUCAAGUUGUAUAGAAUAAAGCUUUAGUUAAACUA
Peromyscus leucopus (white-footed mouse) is the source of this 3868-nucleotide messenger RNA. RefSeq names its product WD repeat domain 48 (gene Wdr48). Gene Ontology annotation, biological process: double-strand break repair via homologous recombination; protein deubiquitination. The transcript is spliced from 20 exons. The record is from RefSeq and is a predicted model, not a curated record. Gene Ontology annotation, molecular function: ubiquitin binding. Lineage: Eukaryota; Metazoa; Chordata; Mammalia; Rodentia; Cricetidae. Bases 16 to 2127 code for a protein of 703 amino acids.